UUUGUUUGUCUUCACAACGAUAUAUUGGAUGUUCUGCAAAGUAUAAUUAAACAAUUUAAACACCAGACAUGUCACGUGUAUAUCUUUUGAUACAUAUUGGUUGUUUGUGCCUUCUUGGUGAAGUACUUACUUCGCCUCAUGCAAAUAUAGGAUCUGGAGUUGGGCGAUUUAUAGGCAUCAGUAGACAUCCAUGGGUACUCGUUAACCCAAGGGAUAUCUGGGCAAGGCGGUCAGCACGAUUUGCGGCGAAGGCAAUACUGGAUCCACGAUAUUCAAUCUAUGUGCAUAUUAUAUCGGCGAGGGCAAUGAAUCCGAUGUUUGGCAGAUAUGAAUACUACGAUUUGGUAUUUUUUGUCAAUUAUAUACUAGGAUCAGAUAAGUUCAUUUGCCGAGCUCGAAUUCACUGGAAACCUAAUGCACAUCUGGAACAUGGUUUACUUCGUAACCGAUGCGAUCCCUAUUAACAAUCAUAGUUCAAUGACGAUCAAGAUCAUGAUAAUUAGUUUUCUUUCAUGCCAAAUCGAAAUCAUAAAACAAAUGAAACUUAGAAAUUAAGAAUGGCAAACACUUCACUCCCAAAACAUUUCACUAUUUUACUCCCACUUUGUCAAUUGUAUUGACGAUUUACUCCAAAUGAUUUUGUGACGUUUCACAAUAAAGUUAGCAAAUUUACUUGUAUUUAAAAUGAUAAUUAGAUUUUAGGUUAUUG
Messenger RNA from Ruditapes philippinarum (Manila clam), 709 nucleotides. RefSeq lists its product as uncharacterized. The coding region runs from base 69 to 464 and encodes 131 amino acids. The record is from RefSeq and is a predicted model, not a curated record. The transcript has 3 exons. Lineage: Eukaryota; Metazoa; Mollusca; Bivalvia; Venerida; Veneridae.